ACGGCCACACCGGUAGAAAAGACUGAAAAUGCAUUUGAAGAGAAGAAGAUGGACACUGAGGCCAGCGACCUACUGAACGACCUGCAGGUGAAGCUGAGCAACGUGCUGGACGAGCUCAGCAGUACAUUUGGGAACAGCUUCCAGGGCCGUAUCACCGACUGCAUGCGACAGAUGGCGUCUCUGCUGUACCAGAUUAAAGGGCCGCUCAACGCCAACAACAAAAACCAGGUGGAGGGCGACUCCGACAACAUGCUGAGGCCACUCAUGGACUUCCUGGAUGGAAGGCUGACACUUUUCGCCACCGUUUGUGAGAAGACCAUCCUGAAACGUGUGCUGAAGGAGCUUUGGAGGAUCGUGAUGAGCAGCCUGGAGAAGACCAUCGUUUUGCCGCAGGGCAGCGACACCUUUGGAGCGCAGAUCCUCUCAGCUGCCAAAGAGCUCGGUCAGCUCUCCAAACUCAAGGAUCACAUGGCGGGCGAGGCUAAGAGCUUGUCUCCCAGGCAGUGUGCUGUCAUGGACGUGGCACUGGACACUAUCAAGCAAUACUUCCACGCGGGCGGCAACGGGCUGAAGAAGGCGUUUCUGGAGAAGAGCCCUGAGCUGUCCUCGCUCCGCCACGCGCUGUCGCUCUACACUCAGACAACAGACACGCUCAUCAAGACCUUUGUCACCUCCCAGCACGCACAAGUGCACAAUGGGAAGGGUAUUAGGUUAACACCCAAUGAAAAAAUUCAGCCCAGCAGGGGUUCAGGCGUGGACAAGCCGAUUGGCGAGGUGUCUGUCCAGGUUGAGUUGUACACUCAUCCCGGGAAUGGCGAGCGAAAGGUCACCGUCAAAGUCAUGGGAGCCAGCGAUUUAAAAUGGCAGACGUCUGGCAUGUUCCGACCCUUCGUGGAGACCACCAUGAUCGGGCCUCACCUCAGCGACAAGAAACGCAAGUUCCAGACCAAGUCCAAGAACAACAGCUGGUCUCCAAAGUUCAACGAGACCUUCCACUUUGCUCUGGGCAACCAGGACAACUUCGAGUGCUACGAGCUGCAGGUCUGCGUCAAAGAUUACUGCUUCGGCCGCGCCGACCGAGUGGUGGGCUUGGCCGUCAUACAGCUGAGGGACAUCAUGGAAAAGGGCAACUGCGCCUGCUGGUGUCCGCUGGGCCAGCGCAUCCACAUGGACGACACCGGCCUCACCGCCAUGCGGAUCCUCUCCCAGCGCUCCAACGACGACGUGGCCAAGGAGUUUGUGAGGCUGAAGUCGGAAACGCGAUCGGCCGAGGAGGGCAGAUGAGAGGAGGAGGGCUGGAGACGGAGAGAGAGAAAGGAAGGAGGGCCACCGAAUUUCAGAAUAAGAGACACAUCCAGGGAAUCAUCUUCCUGCAUCCGACCACACGGACACUUGUUCGUGUCUGAGCUGCUGACGCCUCGCUCGCUCGCUCGCUCGCACUCGGACAAACGCUCUCAAACAUUAAUGACAGAGCUCCACCACACAGACACAAGCUCACUCAACCUUUCUCACUCACCAGCUGUUCCACCAGGAAGUGACCACCCACCCGGUCACUCUCUUUUUAACCCCCCACCCUUCCCCCGUCCUACAACGCUGCAGUGGCACAGUGCGCACGCCACGGCCUCAAGGGAACAGAGGACGCCGGCCAGGC
Paralichthys olivaceus (Japanese flounder) is the source of this 1651-nucleotide messenger RNA. NCBI's taxonomy places the organism in Eukaryota, Metazoa, Chordata, Actinopteri, Pleuronectiformes, Paralichthyidae. The record is from RefSeq and is a predicted model, not a curated record.